Messenger RNA from Chondrus crispus (carragheen), 1593 nucleotides. RefSeq lists its product as hypothetical. The transcript is spliced from 4 exons. Gene Ontology annotation, biological process: pseudouridine synthesis. Gene Ontology annotation, molecular function: pseudouridine synthase activity; RNA binding. Lineage: Eukaryota; Rhodophyta; Florideophyceae; Gigartinales; Gigartinaceae. The record is from RefSeq and is a predicted model, not a curated record. Bases 1 to 1098 code for a protein of 365 amino acids.
AUGCACUGUUUGUGCAAAACCUGCACAUAUACUGUACAGGAUGACUUUCGCAUCUUGAACGUGCGUCUUUCAUCAGGCUGCUUCACUCCAGAACGUCUUUUCUUCCUUCUGCAGCCUCGCCACCCGAACGCUAUGUUUGGCGUUGCGUUUUCACUCGCUCUUCCAGUUGAACGCCUCAAACACAGUCUGCCAGCCCGAGCAGUCUCGCAUCGCCCUGCACUAGUAUGCUCUGCGUCCUGGAAACGGCAGAAUCCAGAGAAGAGACGCCGUUCUCCUCUCAAGGCAAGCCACGGUCCGAAGACUUCCCUAGAUCGCAGGCCACGUGUUGAUCUUGGCGAAGCAGAACGGCUCCAGAAGGUGAUGAGUCGGCUGGGUGUGGCAUCACGAAGAAAAUCUGAGGAGCUCAUUGCGGAGGGAAAGGUUCGCGUCAACGGUCGUAUUGUGAAAGGUCAAGGCACGCUUGUGAACUCUCGCAAAGAUCGGAUUACUGUGAAUGGUAAGGAACUUACUCUACAAGACCGUGCUGUUUGGAUGGCAGUUCACAAGCCGACAGGUUACUUGUCACUUCCCAGAGACGGGAAUAGAAAGAGCAUUAUGGAUCUCAUUCCGCCAAAGAAACGAAACGGACUCAUUACCGUAGGCGGCAUUGAUGAUGAACAUAGCGGUAUUGUCAUCUUGACCAAUGAACGAGGCCAAGUUCCGAUGCAAUCUAGUCCGCAAAAUCGUCACGUCAAGGAGUGGCGUGUUGAUUGUGAAGGAGCAGUGAGUAACGCGGCUGUUGAUGCACUACGGCGUGGUGUACACCUGAAAGGGGAGCUGUCAAAAUGUCUUGCAGCGGAUGUCCAAAUUGUUGGUUCAGAGAGAGUGCAACUUGCUCUAGGCGUGAACAAAACUCUCACCCGCAUGGAAGUAAGAGUACGCGAGAGCCGACGCCGGCUAAUCCGCAGACUCUUUGAACAUGUCGGACUCCAAGUGUUUCACGCAAGUCGAAAAAGUUUUGGUCCUGUUCAUCUGGGGUCUCUAAAGAGAGGAGAUUUUCGCUACCUCACACCCAAGGAAGUGAAGGCAUUGACGCGGGGGACCAAUGCGGCUAAGUGACAAUUAGUGUCGUGACAGCCCCUUUACUCUCUGCCACCGAGGAAUACUUUGCACAUAUGUACAAGAAUCCCGAUGGACGGAAGAAUCCUGUACGCAUUGACUGUUGAUAGCACGUCAAAGAACAUAUUCUCCGUCACAGCCCUUGCGCGUCGGCGCUCUGAAGUUAGAAUCUGUCUACGGUCCUUUAGAAACACUUAUGGUAUGUCCGUCUCACUGACAUUUACUGCACUAUCCUCCUUUAUCAGCUCGAAAAGCUCGACAAAACUUUAUGGUCAAAAGUGAGUGCUCCGAAUAAUGCAAUUUGGAAGCUUAGUCCUCGUCUCAAGGAAGUCUUCGUAGGGCUGAUGCAUGCCCAUCUUCGGAAGGACAAAUUUAAUUGCACAUACUGCCUUCAGGUAGCAUUACGCUUCGCGAUAACGAGCAACAACUUUCAGGCAGAACAAGCAAACUUCGUCGUCUAGAGCCCGUUCUGGUGCUCGCCCAAUGGCGUGACAG